AAACCACCGCCUCCAUUUCCGGUUGCCCCAGACGGGUCCUCUUUCGAACUCCAUAAUGGGCUAUGUGAACGCUGGGAUCCUUUUGAUUUCAUGCCAACAUCGUUUAUUUCAAAAGCGGUGAUAGGAUUUGCGCCUGGGUUACAGUAAUUAGUUUAGUUUCACGGAAUCAUUGUGCUUAUAGAUCAUAUACGUAAACUAAUUAUAGAGCGAGCGUGGUGGCUUUAGACUUCGACGACGACGACGACGGCCGUAUAUGACGAGUCAAUGAGGGCGCGCACAGCCUCGGGAAGCACCAGCCGCUCAAGUGACUUUCUCUGGCCCGAAAAUGUGAGCAGUGAUUCAACCAACUGUGAACUAAAAGCUGACCCCCUAGAAGCAACUUUACCCCUACCAAUAGCAGCAUCCUUACCCUCUAUGCCGACUACGGUUACCACUACUAUGGCGCCUACGGCGUCACAAGUUGUUCCGGUUAGCACUACAACCGUUCGCGCUUCAUACGCGCGAGCAUCUGCUUCCACGCUGUCCACAGAGAAUCCGCCACAACCACCGAUACGUGCCAUUGAAGUGUCUCCGGAGAUAACUGUGCGUACAGCACAAGAUGUUGAAAGCUUAACUUACGUCGCGCCGGACUUGCCCACUCGAUCUUUUAAAACCCUCCAAAGAUUUUACAAACAGGGGGUGCUGUGUGACGUUAUACUUCGAACCGACUCACGGGACAUUUCGUGUCACCGUCUCGUUCUCGCCUGCAUCUCACCGUAUUUCCACGCUAUGUUUACAUCAAAUCUUCGAGAGUCCGUUGAGACGGUUGUGGAGAUUCAAGAACUAAAUCCAAACGCAGUGGCAGCUAUCAUCGAGUAUGCCUAUUCAUCACAGAUUCGUCUCAGUCCCUUGACGAUUCAACCACUGUUACACGCCGCCUCAGUACUUCAAAUUGACAAUCUCGAGUUUGCAUGCUGCCAGUAUAUCAAGGACAAAAUCCUCGCACAUAAUAAUUGUCUAGGCAUAUGGCACUUCGCUGCAGCUCACGGUCUACACGGUUUAUCUGAAGCUGUCCAACGAUUUAUAUUACGCAAUUGGCCAGCAAUUGUUACUUGCGGAGGGGAGGAGUUUUUUAACCUUGACGCACUGGUCCUGGAACAAUUGCUCGAAUCUUCAAAGCUGUGUGUCGAGAGUGAGAUUCAGGUGUAUGAAUGUGUUUUGAAAUGGCUAUCAGUUGGUGGCCGUAGCUCUGAUCAACGACUCGUCGCUCGGCUCCUAUCGAAAAUCCGAUUACCACUGCUUCCGCCGUGCUACCUACGUAACACGGUCCUCUACGACUUCUAUGAUAACAUCGAUUGCAGAAAUCUUAUUGAUCAAGCAAAGGACUAUCAACUCUGGCGUGCAUCACUUCUAUCUGGUGAAGCUCCAAUCAGUUCGGAUCGCUUUGAGCCGCGCAAGAGUUACGCAGGAAUUCUGUUUUGUAUAGGUGGUAGGGAUACGACAGGCGGACCAUGCGCAUCCAUAGAAUUUUAUUCCGUUCUCGAUGAUCGUUGGUUCCGCGGGGUGGACAUGACAACUCGUCGGAGACACGUUGCCGCUUGCAGCGUGGCCGGGAAGGUAUACGCAGUGGGUGGUUGUGAACAAGACAACCGUCACCUCUGUUCGUGUGAGAUGUUUGCGCCCAACCUGAAUGAGUGGCGUCCUCUUGCGCCCAUGAGGACGCCUCGUAGAGGGCUCGGUGUGUGCGCUCUGAAUGCUGACCACGGCCCAAUCUAUGCUGUCGGUGGUCUAGACGAUAUCAAUUUUUUUAACAAAGUGGAACGCUACGACAUCAUGAAUGAUUCGUGGACCUCCGUCGCUCCGAUGCUCACGCCUCGAGGAGGUGUCGCUGUUGUGGCUGUACAGGGCACGAUGUAUGCGUUUGGAGGAAACGUAGGACAGACCUCACUGUCUACAUGCGAGAAAUAUGAUCCACAUCUUGAUCGAUGGACCUAUAUUGCCUCAAUGAAGCAUCGACGCGCCGGAGCUGCUGCCGUCGUUGGCCUCGUCGACAAAUAUAUCUACGUGUUUGGGGGAUUUGACAACAACGUACCUUUAAGAUCUGCCGAAUUAUAUGAUUUGGAACGCGACGAAUGGACACAGGUAUCGCCAAUGUGCGUCGCGAGAGGAGGAGUUGGCGGGGCUUCCCUAGCCAAUCGUGUUUACGCUGUCGGCGGUCAUGAUGGAACGAAGUACCUCGAUUCUGUCGAAAUCUACGAUCCUAUUCAAAAUAAGUGGUCAUUUGCUCAUCAGAUUUGUAAAAAACGGGCUGGCGCCGGAGUGACCCAUUGCGCCGGAUCGCUGCUUCAGCUGAUCUACAAGAACAGACACUUAAACGCGGAACUGACUGCCGAACUCGAAAACUCUUGCUGACCGAAAAAUAACCGAAAUUCGUGGCACUGAUCUUUUUCUUUCUUUGCCCAAUAGCGGGGAAACGUUUGAUGAAUGUACGGGGUGUGGCUUUGCAGAACUGAAAACAUCAAAGCAGUGAUCACUUGUGAUGACUGUAAACGUUCCGAGGGCACUUGAAUCCCUAUAGCAAUGCCGCACGGCAUCGUUACCGCUUGUUUAGCUGAUUGUUGCACUGUUAAAUUAUUGUAUUGCCAUUAUGAAAAUGUGUAGGCUAACAGGUUAAUGCGUUUUUCCUAGCUGAAGAACUACUUCGCAACCGAAUAUAAUUAUUAUGCAGUGCAAUACAAUUUCAAACAAGAACAUAUAUAAUACGUCCGUCACGCAUCAAAAAUGCGGAUGCAUUGUUCUUGCUAGCAUCGUAAAUUUGUCGACGAGGAGAAAUUGUUUAAACGUGACGUUUGAACGAUCGCCCACUUUCAUUUAUGUCCUUACAACAAUAGGACAGAAAAAAAACUCAUAUCCUAUAUAUUUCAGGGGAGUAGAAAUGGCCAAAUUUCUAAUUCGAUCUUCGCUGAAACUCUGAAGCGUUUCUAUUUUCUCCAGUCCAAUGCAAAGGCUCGUUUAUGUCAGUCGUCAAAAUGGCGCAUGACUGCGACGAUGACUAUGGUCAAUGGCCUCAAAUCAGUGAAUAUAUAACCUUGGUUUGCCGACUGUUUUCAAAGCUAAAUUAUUUAGAAGUCACAUAUCUCAGACAAUAUAAACCACGUCAGCGUUGGUGUUAUUCAAAAGCUGAGAUUUAAUACUAGCAGCAUGUGUGUUGAGACGCCUUUAUUCAGACUAGAUUUCCCUGACGAUUCGUGAAAUUUCUAUAAAAAUAUUUGACUAUUCUUUGUCACGAUGAAAACACAAAUGCUGCCCAGGCCCAUAAUGUGGGUUGUUUAUAAUCAAGACGCGUUACCGGAAAAAAUGGCCCAACCACAGCUCUGUCGUUUUUGUUCUAGAAAUUUCAAUGUGAAAGAUGCUCUUCACAUUGAUCCACUAAUUACGGAGAAAAGUUAUGAAAUUUCAGCAGUAUUAACAUAUGGGUAGCCAUAAUAUCGCCAACGGACUAUCCUCUAUCAACAUUAACCAAACAGUGUUUAACCAUCUGGGGAAAACUGGCUAAGAAAAAGAAAGCCUGAUGCCUAAAUACCACACGAAAACAAUUCACUCGGCCGUACUUCUAUAAACUUUAUAAGAACGCUACGAAAUCAGGCCGUUUCUAAAGUGACCGAUCACGGUUGAUGACAGUGGAGUACACUGAUGCGCAAAAAAAAGUUUUCUGCAAUUUGUGACGAAGCCCACAUCGAGGCGACGUUAUGCGUUUAAUAAUUUUGUGAGGACAUGUGCGUUGUAAGUUUCCGUCGCCUGAAAGAACGAUAUUUGGAUUUCUGUCCUAGCAAGAUUACAACAAGCCAUAAAAAAGCUCGACCCGAACUAGUGAACGCAAGAGGCGUCGGUUCCCAUUGUCCAAAUCUGCCUAAACAUAUGCCUUCAGCUCUUUGGGAGAAAUUAAGGAAACUUGUAUGGGGAAUUUUAAUGUAUCCACUGUAUAGCCCAGAUCUCGCACCAUUCAGGUAUGACCUGUUUCGGUAUCUGCGGAACUCCCUUAAUGAUGUCGAUUUAACUUUAAUGGAGGAGGUGCGAAAACUACUUCUUGACGUUUUUCAUCGAUAAACCGCAGAAUGUUAUCAAUCAAAACGACGAGUAUUUGCUGUAAUACGAUUAGAGAUUUAUUGUGUCUGGUACCGAGUGAAUGCGGCAUUUUUUUUACCCAAUAUUUAAAAGCCUAUUGUUUUUUUUAAACUAGGAUGGCCCGUUUCGAUGCCGCAACCGAAAACAGUCGUGAAUCACUCAACUAAUCAAAAUAGUGAAGAUCGCAAGUCGCAAGUCUUUGCUAGUCGGACGCCCUGAGAUACUCGUGUUUUCCUCUGUGAUUCUAACACUAACUUGAGAUGGACGAAAGUAGACGUUUGGUGGCCGACAAGAACGCAAUGUAAAACUCGAAGGGUAUCCCCGACUGCGUUAGUGGUGAUAGCUCAAGUGGGAAAAGUGCCGCUUGUUCAAUUCAAGUUGAAAACUGAAUAUUCUUUAAAUACGAAGGUUAUGAGUCCUGCUCAUCCGUUACGCAUCUAGAAUUAAUUCGAUAGACAAAAAUCAUAAUGACUGUGAAUGGAGCACCGUAACAUCCCCUUGCAUAGAGCUUAUAGCAACAAAGGUGAGAAAAAAUGACCGAGUCUUCAAGUGAAUCUACUAAAUAAAUUGAUACGUAAUCUAAAAUAUGUAAGAUAGUAUUAUGAACUACAGUAUAAUUGAUAUCCGCUGCGAAGGGGUUCGAUCGUUGCUUUGUCAAUUAACAUGAAAAAGUGUAGGCUAUGUUAUUAAGUGACUAUUACGCUGUAAGUGUUAUUUUUUUUGCAAAUAAUUUUAUUUGCACUACUUUGUGUAUACGGUCUGUUACAAGCGUGGAAAACACUAUCAAAGAGUACUUGCUUCAAGCUGAGCCAUAAGUAGCUCUUCACGUUUUAUACAAGUAUUUCUGUACAUAUUUGCCAGAGAACAUAUUAGAUCAAUUUGCAAAAUACAUUUUUGUCAUCAGACGCACCGAAUGGAACGACCCAAAGGAGAGUCCAAUGAUGUUUCGUAUUAUUUAAUAUCGAUGUUUACUUGCAUGUGAGCCAACGGGAUAUUCACAGCUAUACGAGAAAAAACCAUCCCGUCGCAUAAACAAAGACUGCAGAGUCUUACGUUUAAAAUGAUAAUUGUGAAGCUCAGUUUCUUGAUCUUUUCCGUCUGAAACAGUAAUAAAUGAUGAUAUGUAAGGUCAAUACGUAAACAUAUGCUUGUAUUUGUUCGACAAAUCGUGUCGCAGGAGCCAAAGUCAAUUGAAAUAGCAUUGGGCAGAAAGAUGUGUUGACGAACAAGCCGAGCAAGUCUGUCAAUAUCUCUGCGGUUCUUAUUCGACGGACCAAUUUAAGGUCUUCAUUAGUUGCACGAAACUACUACGGCAAAUGAAUAUAGCUCCUACUUUCGAUAUGCUUCCUUUCGCCGCUGCAGACGUCUAAGAUGCGAGAGCCUAUAAAGGGCUGAAGGGCAAUAUCGAAGCUAUGUUGAUAUCGGUAAAGAAAAAGGUCGAGAUUUAAAAAGGAAUUAUCAGAGUUAUGUCUGCCGGUUAUGAUAGAUGACAGGGAGUUCGUGCAUUUUUGUUACAGCCAUUCCCUCUCUGGCGGUGUAAGACUGAGCGCUGCCGUUAAACGGGACUAGUCUAGCUGAGUUCUCAAUCAUUUGGCCUGUUUAAUGCGUAGCUUGUUUAUCGCCACCUCCCGUUGUAUUAAGUACACUUCAGCCGUAAUUGACCGACUGGAACUCAUGAAGCCGGAAUGAAUAACAUCCGCUAAUGUCAUUGUACGUUUAAUUUCGAAUCAUGUCCACUGAUGCGGUUACGUUCAGCCCAUCCAUUUGCAAUUAUCAUACGAAAGUACGCAGAGCUUCAAAUAGGCCAACACUUAUAUUGCGUAUUACUUAAGAACGGAUUCUUAGUACGGCAUCGAAUGUACAAAGUAAGAUUAACACAAUGUUCGGAAAAAGUGACAAUUUUCCCCAUUUAAUACAACAUUGCACAUUCUCCAAACUGCGCGGCUAAAGAACAAAUAUUCUCAUUUUAAAUACUAUUAACUGUAAACAGAUAACUUAGGUCUGCUUUCUUAAUUAACGGAAACACGUACCUCUGAUGUAUUUAGAAUAGGAACACUCAUACAACACUCAUUCGCCCAGUUUCCAUAGCUUAUUCAUUUGGUUGAAGUUCGCUGUACCAAACUAAGAUUCACAUUGGUAAACAUCAGGAUAGAUCGGUUGGCUUCCGCCAUACUCCUGGAAAUUUCUUGAUUGACGUUAAUAUCACAAAUCCAUUUCGAAGUUAAACAUCUCUGGCCUGGUGCAGGUUUUAAGCUAACGGCUCACGGUGGUCCUAACACUAUCUCGUUUACGGAAUUUCAAUCUUAUGUAGUAAACUGUUUCUGCCGCUGUAGUUCCGAGAUGAUUUGUAAAUCAUUCAGAUUUCCGGACUUUUCCAUAGGUUACCGUCAUUCCUCUAGAAUAUGUAUUUCGAAAAUAUUGCAUCUUUAUAAAACAGCGCCAUUUUGAUAUAGAAAACGUGUCUAUUGUGAUUUUUUCACGCAUUUUAUAUUGACUGACCGAAUAGUUAUUGUUUAUAUAGCAGAUUGUAAAUAUAGAUCGUUGACACCCUGUGAGAAUCGUCAGUGCGGGAACCUUAAGAUACCAUUUUCGACAGGCUAACUGGGACUCUUGUCCCUUUGCCUAGCUUAACGUGAACGCGCCCUCCCAUAGCUGGUAUCGCCCUGUCUAACCUGGACGUAUCACCCGACGAAGCAAGCCAGAUCAAUUAACUCAGUUUGUUUAAAUGAUCGAUCUACUCCUGCUUCUAAAGACUAAUUUGGCUUGAAAUUUAUUUUAUAUAUGCAAAUGGAAAUAAAGU
Messenger RNA from Varroa destructor (honeybee mite), 6904 nucleotides. Its product is annotated as kelch-like protein 12. NCBI's taxonomy places the organism in Eukaryota, Metazoa, Arthropoda, Arachnida, Mesostigmata, Varroidae. The record is from RefSeq and is a predicted model, not a curated record. Gene Ontology annotation, molecular function: protein binding.